Messenger RNA from Vombatus ursinus (common wombat), 3373 nucleotides. RefSeq names its product F-box and leucine rich repeat protein 3 (gene FBXL3). The transcript is spliced from 5 exons. The record is from RefSeq and is a predicted model, not a curated record. Gene Ontology annotation, biological process: G2/M transition of mitotic cell cycle; entrainment of circadian clock by photoperiod; SCF-dependent proteasomal ubiquitin-dependent protein catabolic process. Bases 172 to 1464 code for a protein of 430 amino acids. Gene Ontology annotation, molecular function: protein binding. Lineage: Eukaryota; Metazoa; Chordata; Mammalia; Diprotodontia; Vombatidae. Gene Ontology annotation, cellular component: nucleus; cytosol; SCF ubiquitin ligase complex.
UAUUUAAGAAAAAAAAAAAAGGAGAAAAGACCCAUUGGGCUACUUGAUCCAUUUUAUCUUCAUGAAAAGAUAAGGAAUUUCUGAGGAAGAAGCAUCAGGAUGCUCUGAGGAGGAAGAAGAAUCUGCUUGUUCUUCAAGGAAUGAUGAUGUGAAUCCACAGGUACUGGCAGGAUGAAGCGAGGUGGGAAAGAGAGAGAGGUAACAAAAACUUCUUCAGAGGAGGACGGUAGAGAAGAAUCCAAGAAACGGAGGACUACCAAUGAGAAUUCUCAAACAUGUGAUUGGGGUAAUCUCCUUCAGGACAUUAUUCUACAAAUAUUUAAAUAUUUACCCCUUCUUGAUCGGGCUCAUGCAUCACAAGUUUGUCGAAACUGGAAUCAGGUAUUUCAUAUGCCUGACUUGUGGAGGUGUUUUGAGUUUGAACUUAACCAACCAGCUACAUCUUAUUUGAAAGCUACACAUCCAGAGCUGAUAAAGCAGAUUAUUAAAAAACAUUCAAACCAUCUACAGUAUGUCAGUUUCAAGGUGGACAGCAGCAAGGAAUCAGCUGAAGCAGCUUGUGAUAUUUUAUCUCAACUUGUAAAUUGCUCUUUAAAAACACUUGGACUUAUUUCUACUGCUCGACCAAGCUUUAUGGAUUUACCAAAGUCUCAUUUUAUCUCUGCACUGACCGUUGUGUUUGUAAACUCCAAAUCACUGUCGUCACUUAAGAUUGAUGAUACACCUGUAGAUGAUCCAUCCCUCAAGGUACUAGUGGCUAACAACAGUGAUACACUCAAAUUGUUAAAAAUGAGCAGUUGUCCUCAUGUCUCUCCAGCAGGUAUCCUUUGUGUGGCUGACCAAUGUCAUGGCUUACGUGAACUGGCCUUGAACUACCACCUCUUAAGCGAUGAGCUGCUUCUCGCUUUGUCUUCUGAGAAACAUGUCAGAUUAGAACACUUGCGCAUUGAUGUAGUCAGUGAAAAUCCAGGACAGACACACUUCCAUACAAUUCAGAAGAGCAGCUGGGAUGCUUUUGUCAGACAUUCACCUAAAGUAAAUUUAGUGAUGUAUUUUUUUUUGUAUGAAGAAGAAUUUGACCCAUUCUUUCGUUAUGAAAUUCCUGCCACCCAUCUUUACUUUGGCAGAUCAGUAAGUAAAGAUGUACUUGGCCGUGUUGGAAUGACAUGCCCUCGUUUAGUUGAACUAGUAGUGUGUGCUAAUGGAUUACGACCACUCGAUGAGGAAUUAAUUCGCAUUGCAGAACGUUGCAAAAAUUUGUCAGCUAUUGGACUAGGUGAAUGUGAAGUCUCUUGCAGUGCCUUUGUUGAGUUUGUGAAGUUGUGUGGUGGCCGUCUGUCUCAACUAUCCAUUAUGGAAGAAGUACUAAUUCCUGACCAGAAGUAUAGUUUGGAGCAGAUUCAUUGGGAAGUAUCAAAGCACCUUGGUAGAGUUUGGUUUCCAGACAUGAUGCCCACUUGGUAAAGACCUUAUGCCAAAAGGCAAUUUUAAUAGCACCUUAAACUUGAGCAUACCACAUUGUAAAAAAGAAAAAAAAAGCUUAUUUAAUGUAGUUUUCAUAUAGUUAUAUGACUGUGGCAUAGAAAUUUGAUAUUUGCAGUCAGUGACUAAUAAACAGGCUUAAAUAUUGAUUGUAAUAUGGAAGCUCCAUGGGCCAGGUUUGGUCAGAAAAAUCUGUUUCUUUAGCCUAGUAACAGUCAAAUAUCAGUAGAAAAAUCAGUAGUGGUUCAAAUAUAAGAAUAAUAAACAGUUGUAAAGUUUAAACAUGUUAAGUCUGAGAAACUUGUUUACUACAGAUUAUGAAAUCCAAGUAGUCAUAGAUUUUCAAAAAUGUUUUGUUCUCUAUGCAGUUUUUAAAAAUGUAAAUUUGACAAUUUUUAGGGUCUUCGUACACCUGUUAUAAGGUGUCAAAUAUAGCUCAGGAAGAUAAGGUUUAUGGGAGAUGGGUGUAGGUAUGUUUUGCUUGUGAAGAUUGGCCAAAUUUUCACAGUUUUUACACAGCCCAGUUUUUUCUUACUGUACAUGUUUCUUGGGGGGAAAUAAGUAUACACUUAUUAGGCAAAUGGUAAAUUUAACAAAGUGGGCUGUUGUAUAAGAAUAUAAAUUAGAGCCAAGAUCAAACUACCACAGGGCAAAUGCACAAGGAGUAUAAGGAAAAGCAUUUGAUUUACAUUUUGAAAAUUGCUUUGUAAUCUACUAACCUUAUAAAGUCUAUCCUGUAAUAUGUUAUUCUGUAAAUUGCACUUGAGGCAUUUGUAUGUGAAGUAAGGAAUAUUUGGUUUUUGUAUAUUGUUUAAACUAGUUUUGAGGUUAUGAUGUAACUGAAAUUCAUAAUGGCAAACUAUUUAAAAAGCCAAAUCAAAAUUAUAAUUAAAGGUAAACUCAAAUGUUUAUAAAUUGUAUGAAAGAUUAUCAGAUUGUAGUGAGUCUUAAUGGUGGCUUAUUUUUUUCUUUUAGGGAUUGUACAGCUAAAUUGUGUAAGAUAUUUUGGUUUUUAUUAAUCAUACAUGAAGCUCCAAAUGUAUAUUUUUAGGGUGAGCUAUAAUAAAUUUAAAAGGCAUAUUUAAGUUUAUAAUUAUAUUUUUUGAGUGAAUAUUGCUAAGUGGAUAGAACAGUUUUAACAGAAAAAGUAUCAGCAGGUUCCUGUAAUUGGCAAUCACAUUAGUUAAAUGAGUAUUUUCUAAAUGAAUUUUUUGUCACUUUAAAGUGUCAUUUUAAGUUGCCUCCACCUAUACAAAGGUAAUAGUAUAAAGCAUAGUUCGUAUAAAUAUUAAGUUUUAUCUUCAAACAGCUGAAUUUCCUACUCUUUAUAUAAACUUUGGUUCUGGGGACUAAUGCUAAAUAUUUCCCUCUUUGGGAGAAAUUGGAAGGGCACUAACCAUCCAUUUUUAAAAAGUAGUUUAUUCCUGAUAGUAUAAAUUGAUGCCUGAAAUUACUUCAUCAGUGUUUCAGAAAUAGUUUAUCUCAGUUAGCAGUUGUGGGUACUAACUGUUUUAUUAAUUUUAUCUACUUCAAAACAGGAUUACAUAUUGAAUAGAGUAAUUUAUGGUCUUCUAAAUAAUUUUGAUUUGCCUUAGGAUUUUGAAAUGAUGAGAACUUAAUCUUUAGCCACAUGUAAAUAAGCAGAAACAAUAUAAUAGCUCAAAUUUAAAAAUUAAUAAGAAGUGAAUGCUAGUGGUUAUUUUGCAUGCACACGUACUCACGUGCACACAAACACACACACAUACCUUCAUAAGCUUGACUUUUAACAGAAAUGAAUGUUAAGUACUUGGGGUAUUUUAAAAGAGGCACAGAUCUCCUUGAACAUCUUUAGUAAAUGGAUUUGACAAAACAGAUGCUAAUAACCAAAGUUCUACUUGGAAGUUUACAUUUU